AUGGUGGUUUUGGAUGGGAUUAACUUUGAGAGUUUCCGUGAAGAUUUGCUAAGUGUCUGUGCUACUGAUGUUGAAGAGCUUGUGCUCCUGAAAUUUCGCAAAACCUGGUGGUUUAAGUUUAGGAAUAGAUGUGUACUGGAGCUCUAUGUGUUGUCGCCUGAGUCCAGUGCUCCUCAGACAUACAAACCUGGGGAAAAUGCUACAAAAAGAACAAUGGAGGCAGAGAUUCUGAAGACUGAGAAGAACGCUGAAGGGAUUGUGUUGUUGGAUGAGGAGAAAGAAACUGUUCAGGACAAGAACGUCGCGGUUACUACAACCAAUGGAAACAGUUCUCCAGUUACUCCUCUCAAGUUAGACCAAACCAAGAACCGUCAAGGUAGAAACAAGAAGUCAGUUAAAGAUAACGGUAACAACAACGGUGAUCAUCAUUCGGAAAACGGAGGAGCAGAGAGUGGAUUAGAGCACUGUGGGAAGAUCAUAAGACAGCUUGAGAUUUUAUUUAUUUAA
Eruca vesicaria subsp. sativa (arugula) is the source of this 507-nucleotide messenger RNA. The record is from the annotation of a GenBank genome assembly. NCBI's taxonomy places the organism in Eukaryota, Viridiplantae, Streptophyta, Magnoliopsida, Brassicales, Brassicaceae.